Molecule: messenger RNA, 538 nt
Organism: Mycotypha africana
Lineage: Eukaryota; Fungi; Mucoromycota; Mucoromycetes; Mucorales; Mycotyphaceae
Exons: 2
Coding region: 117-413 (98 amino acids)
Source: RefSeq, a predicted model, not a curated record
GUUCAAAGUCGGCAAAUUUUUGCAUGAUGAAUGACGAUAUUUUAAACAGUGGGCCUACUUUAAGCUUUUUUCCUACAGCACUAACAAUUUAAAAUUAAUAACGCAGCUUUCAUGGAAUGAGGACGGAUGAGGAGUAUGGGCUGCUUUCCCAAGCACCAGAAGAAGCCUCUGACGGCGAGCAAGAAGAAGCUAUCGAAUUCAUUUCCUAUGCAGAAAGUGAUGACGAUGAUGAGGAUCCCUACUUUAUGCCUGAGCACAACAAGCGUACAAGUACUUGGACAUUUUUAAGGCUAACAUGUGCGCCGAUUCAAGUUGUUCGGUUUUUGAUACCUUCCCUUUGCAUCGUAACUAUCAUCGCUUAUACCAUUACUAUUGGCGUCAUUACAGAGAAGAAAAAGCAUGCCCACCCUUAAUACUAAACUUAGCAUCUCCACUUAUUGAGCGUCAACUGUUGUCUAAUCGAAUACAUCGCAAUAAAAUGACAAAAUACCAUAAAGUGAUUAUGGUAAUUACAAAAUGGAGCUGCAUAAACGAGCAA